AAAACAAACCUCGCCCACUGUGAAUUUUCUGGUGAAGGAGGAAAGUGAGCGUUCAUCCAGAAACUAUGACCAAGAUGACACUGGUACUGUUUCUUUACCUCUUUGUGAACAUUGCAAGUCAGGGGACGUAUGCAGCAAUUACGGCCACUGAGAGUGACUUUGAAGUCGAUUGCGGAACAGACGUGGGUGGACCACUCAGUGUGAAAUAUACAAACCCAGACCCCGGCACCAAUCCGGUCGUUAAGAUGUCCAGUCCUGGAAACAAAGCCACGUGUGCUGCCACAGGAAAUUCUGGAGUGUUUACCAUCUCUGACGCUCGUACAAAUUGUGACAUCAACCAACUGGACCCUGCAAAACCGGAAUAUGCGAUGCAAGUUGUCCUCCAAGAAUACGAUUCGGUCUACCAGAAAUCAGAUCCGGUGUUUGUUUUCAAGUGUUCGUAUAUAGCAGGAUCGGUUAAUGUAACAACAUUCAUCCCUGACGGCGGCCUACUUGGAAGUCCAAUCGCUGUUGACAAGACAGCCAUCUCUGGUCAUGACAUGGUGUACAGUAUCGAAGUGUCGGAUUCAAACCAAGCCCCAGUCACUAAGGCAGCCUUUGGAGACAAUUUAGUUCUUAGGGUCACAAUGAACGGCACAGAUGACGAUGAAAAGGGCAUCAAGGUUAAGUCGUGCGCUGUGAAAAGUGGAACUGUCAGCUUGCCUAUAAUCGAAAACUUUUGUGUGCCAGCGGACAAGGUCGGUUUGUUUAAACUAACUGGAUUUAAUUCAGCACCACUUUCAGCAGCGUUUCCCAUUCAGCUUUUCGCCUUGGAAGGGUCCGAUACCAAACGUGUGGAUUUUGAAUGCGUGAUAAACAUCUGCCCAUCAUCAUGCAAUGGGCCAAACUGUGAAACACCACCAGGAAAGAGAAAGAGGCGAGCGGCUGGUGAUGAAUCCGCUGAAGACAAAACUGUGAAAAUGGUGACUUCAAUCGAAAUUCUCUCUGUCGGUACAACUGCCUCAGAUUUUGAACUUAAAGGCAAUUUUCAAGGGAGCAGCUCUGAACUACCUGAUCAACAGAACGGCCAGCAGAAGGGCCAACAAAACGGUCAACAAGACUCUAGUCCAACGAUGUGUGUGAAGAGCCUUGGUUUCAUCCUAACGGUGACUGUCCUUGCUGUGCUGCUAUUGGUUGCCAUGGUUGCCAUGGUUUACUUGCUCACCACCAGGCGUCGUGAACUUCAGAAGCAAGGGGCAUAAACCUUGUGAUUGACAGCUCGUUUCUGCCUUGGACGAAACUUCAUGACUAAGCUACGCAGAGAUUUCAAUUCAUUAUUUUUUGUUGUCUUUUGUUUUUGUUUUUUGUUUAAUUUUCUUUAGAAGACUUUACAUGUAUGUUUACGUUUUAAAAUUUAAAGAUUCCCAAACCAAACACCAAACUUUGUUAAUCACUGCUAUUGAUUAUUCCCUAAUAAAUUGUAUUUCAUCCGGAAAGCCA
Messenger RNA from Liolophura sinensis, 1479 nucleotides. RefSeq lists its product as uncharacterized. The transcript is spliced from 11 exons. The record is from RefSeq and is a predicted model, not a curated record. Lineage: Eukaryota; Metazoa; Mollusca; Polyplacophora; Chitonida; Chitonidae. The coding region runs from base 66 to 1241 and encodes 391 amino acids.